This is a messenger RNA of Pomacea canaliculata, 476 nucleotides long. Its product is annotated as galectin-3-binding protein-like. The transcript is spliced from 3 exons. The coding region runs from base 96 to 476 and encodes 126 amino acids. NCBI's taxonomy places the organism in Eukaryota, Metazoa, Mollusca, Gastropoda, Architaenioglossa, Ampullariidae. The record is from RefSeq and is a predicted model, not a curated record. Gene Ontology annotation, cellular component: membrane.
AUGUAAAGUUGCGGCGCUGCAGUCGACGUCCAGUGUCUUGUCAGUCACAGACACACCAUCAUUGUAAGUCUUCAUCACCAGAGUCAACGAGCAUCAUGAGGUACAGGGUGGUCACUGCUUACCUCAUGUACCUGCUGUUGGUGCCAGGCCUGGCUCUAAAGUUAAGAGCUCGUGUGGUUAAUGGCACAGCAGGACAUCCGGAAAUCUUUUACAAUGGAACUUGGAACACAGUGUGUGAUGACGAUUUUGGAAAGAAAGAUGCUUCUGUAGCCUGCGGAAUGUUAGGAUUCAACAGCACAACAGCAGUAGCCGUGUGGUCAGCCAAGUACGGAGCAGGCUCUGGUCCUGUUCUGUUCAUUAACCUGCGGUGUGUGGGGAACGAAACCAGCCUGGCGCAGUGUAGACACUGGGGGUUCUACAGACACUACUGUGGUAACUGGCAGGAUGUCGGCGUCGUGUGCACCAUCAGUGCGUAG